CUCCACCCGAGCCGCAUUAAAGGCGGCCCCCACCGGCUCGCGGUCCAGCCUUCGCGGUGCGCAGGCGCUAGCUCUCUCCUUGUCAUUCGGCGCCGCGUGCAGGCGGUUGACUGUGGUGGUGGCGGUCAAUUGUCUCCGGCACCAUGAGCGGUUUCAGCAGCGAGGAGCGCGCGGCGCCUUUUACCCUCGAGUACCGAGUCUUCCUCAAAAAUGAAAAAGGACAAUAUAUAUCUCCAUUUCAUGAUAUUCCAAUUUAUGCAGAUAAGGAUAUCUUUCACAUGGUUGUUGAAGUUCCACGCUGGUCUAAUGCAAAAAUGGAGAUUGCUACAAAGGACCCUUUAAACCCAAUUAAGCAAGAUGUGAAAAAAGGGAAACUCCGUUAUGUUGCGAAUUUGUUCCCCUACAAGGGGUAUAUCUGGAACUAUGGUGCCAUCCCUCAGACUUGGGAAGACCCAGGACACAGUGAUAAACAUACUGGCUGUUGUGGUGACAAUGACCCAAUUGAUGUUUGUGAAAUUGGAAGCAAGGUAUGUGCAAGAGGUGAAAUAAUCAGGGUGAAAGUUCUGGGCAUAUUGGCUAUGAUUGAUGAAGGAGAAACUGACUGGAAAGUCAUUGCCAUUAACGUGGAUGAUCCUGAUGCAGCGAAUUAUAAUGAUAUAAAUGAUGUCAAACGGCUGAAACCCGGCUACCUAGAAGCUACUGUGGACUGGUUUAGAAGGUACAAGGUUCCUGAUGGAAAACCAGAAAAUGAAUUUGCUUUCAAUGCUGAAUUUAAAGAUAAGGACUUUGCAGUUGAUAUUAUUAAAAGUACUCAUGACUAUUGGAAAGCAUUAGUGACUAAGAAAACGGAUGGAAAAGGAAUCAGUUGGGUCUGCUGAAUUGUCCAGCCUGAUCUGGAACUUGCAAUCCUCCUGCCUCAGCCUCCUAAGUCACUGGGGUAUGCACCAUCAAGCUUGGUCUCUCUCAUUCCCCAACCCUCACCCAUUUUUUUUUUUUUUUUUUGUACCAGGGAUUGAACCCAGGGGCACUUGACCACUGAGCCACAUUCCACAGACCUUUUUCCCCUUUUAAUUUUGAAACAAGUUCUCACUAAGUUGCUUAGGACCUUGCUAAGUUGCUCAGGCUGGCUUUCAACUCAAUGAUCCUCCUGCCUAAGCCUCCUGAGCCACUAGGAUUACAGUUAUGUGCCACUGCCUAUCCUGCUGUCAUUCCUUUUAUGUUAUUUCUAUUUCUAAUAUUCUGGUUCCUUUGGAAUUAUUUCUUAGGAAAAAGUAGAUUGCCACAUCACGGGAAAUAGAGAUUUCAUUACUGUAAUGGUUUUCUGCCAGGGAUUUGCAAUUUUGGUGCAGCAUGACUGUAUUUAGCAGACCAGACAACCUAUCUGAGCCUUAGUUUUCUCAUCUGUACAACAAUGAUGCCACCAUCCCAGUGCUGGAGGGAAUGUAUGAAGGACCUCCCUCACUGCCUGUGUCCUAAUAGAUGCUCAGCAAGAGCUAGUUGUAAUUUCAACAACACCAAAUGUGAUCAGUGCAUUUUUUUCAGAUUAGGAAACCCAAAGCAUUGGCCCAGUGUGUAAAGGAUUUAUUAGGAACUCUAAAUGGAAAAUUGAAUAUUUAUUCCAUCAUCACUGAGCUCAGGCCUGCAAAGGCUCCAGCUCAAUUUGCAACAAUGUCCUGUCUUUAAGCACACUGGCUCUGUAAGGGCCUAAACUGCUUUUGCACAUCCUUCUUUACAUUUAGAAAAAGCUGAUCCUGCUGCGUUCUGGGAUUCUCUGGGCAGAAUGGAAUUUACAUUGACAAGAAUGUAGUACAGCUGGGCGCCUUGGUACACACCUGUAAUCCUAGCAGUUGGGGAGGCUGAGGCAGGAGGAUCCAAAGCCAGCCUCAGCAAUUUAGUGAGGCCUUGAGCAACUUGGACCCUGUCUCUUGAAAGACCCUAGCCCAGUAACCCCGAGGCUUAGUUACAGAAUAACCAGGCCAUGUCACAAACCUGCGCAGGCACCAGAAGUGUUUUUGAAAUCAGUUAAGUGUAACCGAUUAAAAGGAAAAAAAAAAAAAAAACAGGAUGGUUGGGAAAGAGCAGAAGAAUAGAUUCCAGGGCAUGCCUGACUAAACAGGGGCUAAUAAGCAGGAAUAGAAAAAUCAGAGUGCUCAUAUGUAACUGUCAUAUGGUGUAAUUCCAGGAACAUAAAAUGAAAAAUAACUUUACCCUUUAGGUAACCUGUAUGUUGGGUUCAAAAUCACCAAUAAGAAACCUGUUGCUCACCGCGCGCGCGAAACCUGCCCCUUGACCCUAUAAAAAACCUGUACUCCAACGCCCGGUGUGCCAGUUCACCAAAGCUCCGGCUGAGGUUUCGCUGAGCACCCACAGGCGUCUGUGUCUGAAUAAACCUCUUGCGUUUGCA
Molecule: messenger RNA, 2404 nt
Organism: Marmota monax (woodchuck)
Lineage: Eukaryota; Metazoa; Chordata; Mammalia; Rodentia; Sciuridae
Gene: Ppa1
Product: inorganic pyrophosphatase 1
Exons: 9
Coding region: 144-878 (244 amino acids)
Biological process (GO): phosphate-containing compound metabolic process
Cellular component (GO): cytoplasm; extracellular exosome
Molecular function (GO): magnesium ion binding; inorganic diphosphate phosphatase activity
Source: RefSeq, a predicted model, not a curated record